Molecule: messenger RNA, 1242 nt
Organism: Micropterus dolomieu (smallmouth bass)
Lineage: Eukaryota; Metazoa; Chordata; Actinopteri; Centrarchiformes; Centrarchidae
Product: N-acetyllactosaminide beta-1,3-N-acetylglucosaminyltransferase 3-like
Exons: 2
Coding region: 67-1242 (391 amino acids)
Cellular component (GO): membrane
Molecular function (GO): hexosyltransferase activity
Source: RefSeq, a predicted model, not a curated record
CUGGCAGGUACAUGCAGGAGUGGACAGAUGCAGAGUGCCGGCAAAAAUCGUCUUUCGUGAUUUUCAAUGAUGGUAAGCAUCAGAGCAAUCAAAGCUGGGACUUUCAUCUUGCUGUUGGGAACUCUUCUCUUAGUUGUUUUCCUCUGUAGCGAUUUUAUUGACCCCAACAUCUUCAGCCUCCAAGUAGAUGUGAGAAAAGAUGACAGUCAAACAAAGACACCCACCAAAAAUAACUCCUACGUAUACUCCUGGCCAAGAUGUCAACGAAAUGUGUCUGCUGCCAACAUCAAAGGCUUCAACUCUUUUUCUGGUAGCAUACAAGACUUUCUUUACUAUGAACACUGUCGCCAUUUUCCCAUGCUACUGGACAUUCCUGAUAAAUGUGGAGGAGCUGAUAAAUCAGCAGAAGUCUUCCUUCUGCUGGUCAUUAAAAGUUCCCCUGUGAACUACGACCGUCGAGAGGUUCUGCGCAAAACCUGGGCUAAAGAGAGGUUACACAAUGGUGUGUGGAUCCGAAGGAUCUUCAUCUCAGGAACAAGUGAGACUGGUUUUGACAAAGAGAGACUGAACAAACAACUCGAACUGGAGAAACGUGAGUACAACGACAUCCUUCAGUGGGACUUUAGUGACACAUUCUACAACCUCACCUUGAAGCAGAUUCUCUUCUUAGAAUGGAUGGAAAGAAACUGUCCGAACACUCGCUUCCUGCUAAAUGGUGAUGAUGACGUCUUUGCCAACACAGACAACAUGGUUGAAUUUCUCCAGGGCCUCAAGGAUAAUAAUGGAAGCAAGCACCUUUAUACUGGCUAUGUGUUCAACAAUGGGAGGCCUCACAGAUGGACAAACAGCAAGUAUUUUAUCCCAGUGCAAGUGCACAAGUCAGAUUCCUAUCCCCCCUACUGUGGCGGUGGAGGAUUCCUCCUGUCUGGCUAUACAGCUUUGGUCAUAUACAAAAUGUCCCAGUCCAUUACCAUUCUUCCUAUUGAUGAUGUUUACAUUGGGAUGUGCCUGACCAAAGCAGGACUCAGUCCUGUUUCCCACAUGGGUGUGCAGACACUAGGAUGGUACACUCCCUUCAGUACACUUGAUAGAUUUGAUCCCUGCUUUUUUAAAGAACUUCUGCUGGUACACAGAUUCCUUCCAGGUCACACGUAUCUUAUGUGGCGUAGAAUACAUGAUCCCAAUCUGAAAUGUGGUCUCUCCAAGAAAAGGCUUAAGCAGCACCAAACUUAUAAGUGGUAA